AAUCAUUAACCUAAGGUAAUACAUGUACAGUAAGUUAUAGAUUAUUGCGGUAGCAAACAAUUGCUUCUAAGAAACCUCCCGUUGAAGUGCCGGGUAGGUCAUCUGAAUAACACGGGGACUCCGACUGAACGGCUGCCGCGCGGAGCGCCAAGCGAUGCAGCGCAAGCAGCUGAAGCUGGAUAGUCAUCCAGAUGCCUGUGAGAUUUCCAGUGGACCCUCAGCAAUGGGAGAAGAAGCAAGGAAUGAGUAGCACAUACAGUAAUCUGUCCUUUCACUGAAGGAACACCACAUGUCAGUGAUUGCGACUUCUUUCAAGCCUUGGGAGCCCGGUAGCAUUUCUGCCAGUUCCUAAACAGGUCUGAAAGUCUCAGCCCAGGUCUGCCAGGAUGCAUGAGGGAGGCAUUCAUCUAGUACUCAGUACUCUGGCUGCCAAUCGAACAGGAAGGAGGCAAAGGCUGUGAUCUCUUGGAAGCAGUGUGGCCUUCGAUGAGUGUGGGCUGGCUGGAAAGAUUCUCUCGCCUUUCAUCAUUGCCCCGUCAGGCAGAAGAUAAUAUUUGCCUCAGACUGUAUUUUUUGGUUUGAUGAAAGAAGUCAGCUUUGCUGGUCAGCAACCCCAGGAUGUGACGCAGCAUGCCUCGGAGUUAUGUCCGAAGCCUUUGCCACCUCCCUUGCUUGCCCCCAACUCUGGGCUUUGGGGCAACAACUUUGGAGCAUCACAGCAGCAGGAAACCAAGGAAAGGUGCAAGAAUCCAUUUGUUUUUUGGAUAGAUGGUGCACCUGAAGAAAGCAAUGUGGACGGGGCUCUGGACACUGCUGAGACUGUUCUGGUUUAUCGAGAGGCCUCUGGUGGUUCCUGGAGCGUGAGGAGCAGCACCUUGGAGGCCUCUGGGAGUCAUUGUGCCAGUUCAUCCAUGCUGCAAUUCUAUGGAGGUCAAAUGAAACUACAUCACAUAAAUGUUUGCUCCUUAAUGCCUCGAGUUUAAAAGCAGGGGGUCAAGUGAAGACGGCAAUAAAGAAAAGGCAGAACACAUAAAGGUUAAUUUGAACGAGUCCUCACGGAACAAGGCAACAUUAGAACAACCGCCUGCUCCUCCACUGAGAUGCAAGGACUCCUUCCCUGUGUCUCUACUGCAAUGAAGAGGAUGUGCCCAUCCGUGCCCUGCACUGAGCAGACCAGCAAAGAAGUUCCAUAGGAGGGCAAAAGCAAUAAACGUACUCAAGUGCCUGCAGGCAGGUGUGGAAGGCAAAUCUAUUCUCACUCCAAAUCAUUGAAAAAAAGACUUUUCAGAGCUGCAACAGGUUGCGAGUCUUGCCAUACCAACGCGGAGUGUUCUCCUAACCCUCUUAGGAAGGAUUUCCAGGGUUUGUGCUGACUCAGUUCUAUGAGUUGUUCAAAAUGAGAUGUUAAGUGACAGUGGACCUCCAGGCACUUCAAAUAGAUACACCAGAAAAUUUUUGCAGAGCAUGCAGCAGGUGAACAUGAUUUCAAGCAGCAGGCGUCAGACUCGGAGAAGCUACAAGCCGUUGCCGUGCUUCAUGUUAGCUGAGAUGGUGAUCAUGGCAGGGACCGUGAUGCUGGCUUAUUAUUUCGAAUACACGGACACCUUCGCGGUCAACGUGCAAGGCUUCUUCUGCUACGAGGGCGCGUACCGAAAGCCGUACCCGGGCCCCGAGGAGCGCAGCGCCGUGCCCCCGCUGCUGCUCUACUCGCUGACCGCCGGCGUGCCCGUCCUGGUGAUUAUCGUUGGAGAAACUGCAGUGUUUUGUCUACAGUUAGCUACAAAGGAUUUUGAAAACCAAGAAAAAACAAUAUUAACUGGAGACUGUUGUUAUAUAAAUCCACUGGUGCGCAGGACCAUCAGAUUUCUUGGAAUUUACGCAUUUGGACUGUUUGCUACGGACAUCUUUGUAAAUGCUGGACAAGUAGUAACAGGGAAUCUUGCACCACAUUUUCUUGCACUUUGUAAACCCAACUAUACAGCACUUGGAUGUAAACAGUAUACACAAUUCAUCAGUAGCGUACAUGCCUGUACUGGAAAUCCAGACCUUAUCAUGAAAGCCAGAAAGACAUUCCCAUCCAAAGAAGCAGCACUAAGCGUAUAUGCAGCUAUGUAUCUGGCUAUGUAUAUCACCAACACAGUAAAAGCCAGAGGAACAAGGCUUGCAAAACCUGUUCUGUGUUUGGGCUUAAUGUGCUUGGCUUUCCUUACUGGAAUCAACAGAGUAGCAGAGUAUCGAAAUCACUGGUCAGAUGUAAUAGCAGGAUUUGUAAUCGGAAUAUCUAUAGCAGUAUUUUUGGUUGUUUGUGUGGUAAAUAACUUCAGAGGACGUCAGCCAGAACAUGAACAUUCUCAUAUGGACAAUCUGGCCCAGAUGCCCAUGAUCAGCAUACCCCGAGUAGAAAGCCCCUUAGAAAAGUUCUUUGUCAGAUUAAGAGAAGUUGGUACUCCCAUGGCACUGGACGCUAUGCUGCUGCUUUUUAUUUGCUGCCUGAUGACCUCCCUUCCCUGCGUACUUAAGAAGCGAAGUAAAGGGAGUAGAGAGCUCUGUGAACUCCUGAGACCAGCGACAGGAAUACCAAAUGGUUGGAACUACGCAGUUCUUCCACAGUGUAGUCACAACACGAUGUGGACAGGCAGACUUUGUUCUACAUCCCUGCCUGGAUAUGAGGUUUAAACAUCACCCUCUAAAGCCCAAAAGAAACUGUGCGUUGUAUCAAGGCAAGGGUUGGACUUAAGGUCUAAAGACAGCAUUAUGCCACGCUUCAUCUCAGGUAGCGAGGUUCAAGUUCUACUUUUUCACCACUGAAGAGAGACACAAAUGCCACCCUCUUCAGCUGCCGUGAGAGCAGAAAUCAAAGAAGAGUGGCUUGGUCUCGACAAAAACACCUACCUAGCGUGCUCCUCAUUUACAAGGUGUAAAUUGUUACAAUUUAUCCUGCAAAUUAAAUAUGAUUCUGAAUCCAUUUUCUUACAUUGAUCUCACUGAGGCAGCUAGAGUGAUAAAUUAAAUCUCACAUCAGUGAUCCCCAGAGGACAGCACGGUGCUAAUCAGGCAUCGGCCCACGGCACCGGGCGGUGGGAGCCAGGCACUGCCAGGGCGGCGCGCUACCAGAUGUGAACAGUGCGACCUGUAGCCAAAGGGACUUGGCCCAACAGCCAAAUUACUUGGUAAGUGACACAGCAUUUUACACUAUCUCGCUAUGCCAAAUAGCAUGAAUUUCUAUCUGCUACAUGAAUUAAUCCUACAGCUUGGUGAUACUAACCCUUUUUAGCCUGGAGUUAAAACAUACGAUAUAUUCAGAACGUGAUAGAUUCAGCAUUUCAUCGCUUUACUACUUAGUUUCAAGGCUGAACACUAGAAUCCUUAAGUUAGCAUUUAAUGCUUAUCUGGUUCUGUCAGAGCACAUUAUACCAACCUUUUGUCAGAACUACUGUUAGCGCUAGUGGCAGUACCAAAACUGUUGAAACCUCCCAGCCCACAGAGGAUGCGCUAGCGUUGCUGUGUACGCCUUCAGAAUGGAGCACGGGAGCGAUGGAGCCACAAACUCCAACGUCUUCACAGCCAGAGCUCUGCAGGUAGGAAAGGUCUAGAUAAGCAGGAGGACACCAAAGUCCUCCCAAAUAUCUCUGUCAGAGCCUGCAUCCAAAAUCACAGGCUUCAAACCUUCCAUACCCUGAACAACUGCCUUCUUCGUAGAUUAAAUUUCGGAGUGAGAGACAAGGUUUUGGCUUUUUAGCAGCGCCACAAGCAGCCGUCUAAAAGCCCAGUGGUGGAAGCACAGCUCAAGAAAACUUCUUUUCCCAGCCAAUGAGCCUGACAUCUCGCAAGGUUUAAUUUGCGAUUCCAGCCUAUUUCAGCCGCGCUGACCUUGGGGAUGUUUUGUAUUCUCCUGCUGUAUAACCUCCUGUUUGUUAAAUCAUUUAAUGUUUGCUGUGACCAAUGCUAAAGAUCUCACAGCCUUUUAUCAGCUCUAAUGACAGUCUGAGAUUCCUUAUCUAUGGUGGAAAUGUACUUCAAAUGAGAUUAGAGUUCAUGCCACUCAUUGUCAGCAGAAUUUCUGGCUACUAGAUUGCACUGACAAGUUCAAUCUGACAUCUAUGAGAUCAUUAGAAGCUACAUGAGUUCUGCGUAGGAAUAGAAAUGUGCAAACACAGCCAAACUCAGCGUUUGACACCGAUUCCAAUAACGGUGCCUGUGUUAUGACCACCUUUUAUUCUGAAACCAGCCAGGUUAGAAAUGUCAGCAGAAUAUUUCGACACAUAAUAAAAAUUAAAACAUAGUAAAAAACUGAUUAAGAAAACAGUUAAAAGUUACUUGAAUGGGUAAAAAUAGCAGUACACCAUUCUCUGUGGCCAAACUGUCAUUAAUAGAAAAAGCCUUCAACUUCUAAUGAAGAAAAAGUCUUCCGGAUACAGCUGCUACUCAAUUAGAGAACACAGGAUUUUAUGAUCAGAUUAGACUAACAGACAUCUGUUUUACUGCUCUCGUGAGACUGCAAGGAGCAUCAGGCUCUCAGAAGCAGGAUUUUUUGAAAGGAGUAAGAAAUAGAGGAGUUGGAAAGAUAAAGCAAAGAUCUGGACACCUGGGUGAUCACACUGUGUAAAGGCUUUUGCCAAAACUGUAAACGCAGUUUUGGAAACAGUGAAGAAAGACCAGGUUGUGCAAACUCAUCUCAAAGUUUUAGUGGAAGCAAGUACAAACAUCUCAUGGAGUAAACCAUCGUCAAUAUCACAUCAACGUGGUAUGAUUAGUGCUAUUCUAAGGGGAAAAAUAUUCCUUUCUUUCCGUAACAGCUCAAGAAAAGAGAGGGCACGCACCUUGUCUGAGGCCUGCACCAGAUGACAGCAGAAACACACUCCAAAAAGACCACGUCCUGCCUGGCAGCGUUCCCUUCCCUACGCUGGGCAGCAAUAAGACUAGCUGCUAAACGAGCUGUACGGCAUCGCAAUUCGUCGCCGAAUCGCUCUGCGCAAAAGCAACUGCUUUUUGCCGGUUGCCAACAAACCAUACAAACUUGAAGUACUGAUUAAAAGGGACGCAACGUGGAGAAGUUGAUAUGACUACAAAUAACGUGCAAGUAACUUCCGCAAUGACUCCUUUCUGCCGGAAUAAAUUCUUAAGGCUCAUAGAAACGUAGAGUAUCUCAAGUUGGGAGGGACCCGUAAGGAUCAUUCUUAAUGUAUACUGUGCUUUUACACGCAAUGCAACUAACGGGUGCUGCCGGCACGCGGGGCACCCGUGGCGCGGGGUGCUGGGGUCACGGGCAGGCUACGGCAGGAGCCUGCAGCGGGUCUGCCAGUUCCCCCACACGGCAGCACGGGAAUACUGUGGCCAGCAGAGGACUAGGACCUGCCACUGCUACCCCAACCCCAGCCUAGGGGGCUUCUCCAACGUACCGCCCUCCGCGCAUUUUAUAACAGCUUCAAACUUUAUACGUAAACUAAAGGACAAAGGACAGGAGAAGCGGCAGAGGGAGGAGGGAAACAAAAAGAGACUAGAGAAAACACAACGGCAGUGAAAUGAGAGGACAAUAUAAGGCAUAAGUAAUCAGAAUUUUACUUCAGGAAAAAACAAAACCAGAGGUAUUUACUUACUGUCCCACUGCAGUACGCGGAGGCAAAUGGUUACAAAAUACACCAUAGCCAUCGUAGAUAUCAGACAGUGAUAAGAUAUUCUUAUUCAGCUCAGUGACAAGAAAUCAAAUAAAAAUAUGCAUUUCAAGUGCCAAAAACUAUCUAAACAGCUCAUCUUUACAUGGAAGCUAAUUAUGACAACCUUAAUAAAAAGUAUCUGAAAUGUCAAGGACUUUCUCCUUUGAUGUUCUAAAAAGUUAGAGUCAUUAUUAUUUAGUCAUUUUUAUAUACCAUUUAUCCUCUAUAACACUUUGUGUUAACACUGUGCUAAAAGGCUGUUAUUUAGGCUGGCGAGUUAAACAAUCAAAAACUGAAAAAAUGCCAAUGCCCAUCCCAGAAGUUGCUUUUAAUGGGCCUGCAGAGCCUCGCUGAUGGGUUUGGGGGUGCCUACCCCCAUGGGCUACCAGUUAUGGUCUGACUUCACCAGAAUGAAUACAGGUGUCGUACUGGAAGUAAAAAAUGUCCCUGGGCCCAACCAGUUAAGACAGAAACCUGAAAGAAUAGAAUCCAGAACUUUUAAUUUUAAAGAAGUCUAAUGAACAGCUUUGCUCAUUCUAAUCACCUCCUCUCCCUCUCCUACACCAAUGCAGCAGCAGCUACAAGAGCACUGCAGCAAGUCUUACUUUCUUUUAACUCCCGGUGUGGAAGUAAACAGAAAUGCUAAAAAUAAGCCGUGGUACAGUCUGUGUUGACAAAACACAGUGGUUGCCCACUAUUACCACUCCUUUGCUCCAGCCGCCUAUCUCGUGAAGUUUUGCAUCUUCCUCCUGAUUGCCUUCGCCUGGCACGCACAGCUACAAAGACCAAGCCUUUUCCGAUUAUGUGAGAGAAUUACAGACACACCAUCCAGUUACAAAGCGUGGCUUCGGAGCACGCGCUUUCUUCAGGGGAUCAUCUUUUGCAGUUAGAAUAAGGCCUGGAAGAUUUCAGCUUUCUGUACAUACUCACCAG
Molecule: messenger RNA, 6587 nt
Organism: Phalacrocorax carbo (great cormorant)
Lineage: Eukaryota; Metazoa; Chordata; Aves; Suliformes; Phalacrocoracidae
Source: RefSeq, a predicted model, not a curated record